Messenger RNA from Trypanosoma cruzi, 1668 nucleotides. RefSeq lists its product as uncharacterized. The transcript has a single exon. Lineage: Eukaryota; Euglenozoa; Kinetoplastea; Trypanosomatida; Trypanosomatidae. Bases 1 to 1668 code for a protein of 555 amino acids. The record is from RefSeq and is a predicted model, not a curated record.
AUGGGGAAACGCAGACGUACCAUUUCCGAUGUGACCUGCUUUAUUGAAUCAAUUCUCUCCUGCAGGCGUAUCGAGGAGCCUGACGCAAGCUUUUCCUUGUCCCGCGUUAGCGAUGGAACGAAUUCAGGAAGCAGCCGCAGUAGCAGUUGUAGCCGAAGCCGAAGCGAAAGUAUGAAUGGAACUUCCACAAACAACAGAAGUGCCGUUUCUCGAGUCCUGACGACCCCCAGUGGAAGUAUGAACCCUUCAGAUUCUCAAAAGAGCACUGGAAGUGCAUUUGCAACAGAAAUAAACUUUUUUUGCCGAGCGGAAGAAGAUCUGGCAGACAUGUCUCUUUACUUGGCACGAGUUGUGUCCUCCGCGCGGACUCCAGAGGCUUUUGUUGCACUGGUCGAACAUUUUUCAAAGUACGGCGCUGAAACCGUGAUGUUAUCGCUCAAGCGUUCCGGCACGCAGCCGAAGCUGCUUGGACAUCUUUGCAGUGUCCCCGAUGGAGGACUCACCAAAGGGUAUCAGCAGCUUUUUCUUAGAUUUCUUGCUUUUCUUGUGAGGUUGUGCGAUACGGAAGUCCUUUACGAAGAGGAGUUGAUGAAGUUUCUACUUCGGUGCUGUCAAUCACACGCAGAGGCCUCUGUUAAUUCAGCUGCGUCGAGUAAGAGGCCAUCACACUGGUCCCAGGGAGCUCGGCAAGCUGCAGUGGUGCCAGCACGUUCAUUGAAACUAUCGGAAAUUAAACGGGGUGUGGAUGCACUUUGCGGGGAAGAGGAGGAUACUUCCCACGCUUCGUUGGCUCUUCGUGUGCUGCUCGAGAUUGUUUUUAGACAAAACAGAAAUACUUCACACCCAUCGGAUCCCAAUUUUUUUAUUGUUUUUGCGGAACUUGGAGGUUUUAAAAUUGUUUCUGCCCUCCUUGAGACGGAGGAAUGUGCCGAUGCGCUUCACCUGUUGGAGGCAGUGACGCUCUGCGAGGGAUUACGUGGAGUCUACGCAUCGGAGCUGCGGAUAACGACCGUCUUUUUGGUGCGUUUAAUAACCGAGAAUGAGAAGCAGAUCUGUAAGGUCGCACCACGCUGUGAUGAGAAAAAUGCCGCGCUGCGUGUUUUAACAAAUGUGACAGGUUUGGUUCCCUCUGUGUUGAGUGGAUCCCCGCAACUGAGCCGCGCGCUGGCGAUUGUGGCUGCGAAGACGUUGACAGACGCUGAGGCUGUUUCUGACACACUUGCCUUUACACUCUGCUUCACCACAAAUAUCGUGAAGUGGGAAGCCAGCCAGAAGCGUGACGAGUUCACUAGCGUUCUUGUUGAGAGCCCCUCAUUUUUGACGUGCGUUGCGUGUUUGGCUUUUAGUGCAUACCAUGCUGAAGACAUGGAGAAGAAUGUGUUGGCUGGCUACUAUGCUCUUCUUCUUGCCGUCCUCUCCUUGUGCGAAUCGCCCAAAGCGCAGUUGCGUGUUCCUGUCAUGACGGCGGUUGCCCACGCGACGAGAGGGACGGCGGCACUGAAGAAAGUAGAAGAUAAGCCCAUGACACUUAUUGUUGCCAUCCUGCAAGAAUUUCUUCUGUUUCAAGGAUCGGCAGGUUCACUGACAAGAGAUAGUCUCGUCUCGAUGACUGGUAUCAUCGACAGCGUUGCUGAGUGUAAUGGCAUAGAGGUUUCGUCAGAUGAAUGA